GGGCCACUUGGGAGGAGCCGUUUUCUUUUUGGCAUAUGUCCCUUGGUGUGCCAUGGCUGCGGCCGGGUCACGUGGCCUGUCCGCGAGGUGGGCACGAGCAGCGCGAUCGUCGCGCAGGACUGGGACGAGCUGUCAGGGCAGAGGUCUCGCUGGCAUGCUGCGCAGCUGUGGCCGGAGGGAUCUGCUUGGGGGCCCUGGCAUCGAUCCCUGGCUCGCAGUCCCACAAAUGGGUCCGGAAAAUGCUACAGGCCGAGGCACUCAAAUGGAGACGCUGGAGGAGGUGCUCCGAGACCUGACCAAGCCGGAAGAGGCCACCUUGCAGCUGCAAAAGCUCAAGCGCUUUCGGCGUCUGGCGCCGCAGGAUGCCGCCAGGGUAGCGGAUGCCUUGGACGUGCUCCUCUCUGAGGCCGACCUGAAUCCGCCCGACUGCGUGUCAGCCAUGAUCUCGGCGGCCAACGCACAAGCAGCACAGAGGCGGGCAGCUUCCAAAGAGCGACUUCAAAGAGUUCAAGACGCUCUGGAGCGGAGCUUUGAGAAGGGGCGGCCGGCGCCGGAGGAGCUCUCCUAUGGAAGCUGGGCUUUGGUGAAGCUGGGCGACCGCGGUUCUUCGGCGCUGCGGGGCCUGCUGCAGAGGUGCGAGCAGCUCGAGGAGUUCCAGGCAGCGCAGCUCUCGCGUCUCGCCUGGUCUUUGGUCACUGCGCGGCUUCGUGAGGAGCCGUUGCCACUCCUGCAGCGUAUGGCCGAAAGGGCGCGGAGCUGUCAUCUGCACCCGCAUUCGGGCCUAGCAAUGCUGGCCUGGUCUUUUGCGAAGCUGCAGGUCAAGGACGAGGAGAUGAUGCAGGCGGUGGGUCGCAGCUCUGCUCUUCAUGCCGGCUACUUCAAGCCCAAAGAGUUGGCGAACGUCAGCUGGGCCUUUGCCAUGUGGAGCACCACCAGCCCCGCGCUGGAAGCCGUUGCUCAACAAGCGGUGCAGGUAGUGGAGGAGUUCAAAAACCAAGAGCUGACGAUGCUGCUGUGGUCCUUCGCGCGCCUCGACGCCGCGCCGGCGAACCUCAUCUCCGCGGCGGCGCGGGAGGUGGCGGCGCGGGACCUCAACGCGCAGCACCUGGCGAACAGCGCCUGGGCCUUCGCUCGGCUGAUGGCCGCCGAGCUGGCGAGAGACUUGGCGCUGAAAGCCCAGCGCCGCGCGCACGAGCUGAAGGCACAGGAGCUGUCGAGCCUGCUGUGGGCGCUGGCGAAGGUCAGGGCGGAUUCGGCGCUGGGGUCGCGGAUGGCGCAGCAAGCGGCGGAGAAAAACCUCGGCCCGCAGGAGCUCGUCAACCUGCUAUGGUCUGCUGCGAGCAUGGUGCUGCAUGACGAGCAGGUGCUGCAUGGCUUGACCUCGCAGCUGACGGAUUUGGACGCCUUCGGCAUCCAGGACUUGGCCAACGGCGCCUGGGCCCUUGCCAAGCUGCAGCAGGAGGACCCGGCGGUCUUCGCCGCGAUCGCGCGAAGGCUCAACGGGCGUUGCCAGGAGGCGACUUCGCAGCAGUUGGCGAACUUGGCCUGGGCCUUUGCCACAGUAGCCUUUGCUCAAGGGGCGCAGGCGGUGGGCGCCCACGCGGCGAGGCGCCUGGCCGAGUUCAGCAGCCAGGGCCUGGCCAACGUGACCUGGGCCAUGGCCGCGGUUCGGGCAUUAAACUUCUUUGAGGCGGUGGGGGACAAGUUGAUGUCCACCAAUCUCGAGCAUCUCUGCCAAAGUCCGCAGACCACGCUCGUGAACUGGGCGGUAGACACCCAGGCAAUUCUGCGGUCCUUCAGGGACGCGGCCUUCCCCCACCGCUGCCUGGGCUGGGCAGCUUCGGCGCUGCAGCGGGUCGGCGCCGAGCUGGACCGACGCGGCCGACUGGUGGCGGUGGAGGAGGGGUCCUCUCCGGUGAGGCCGCCUGCCAGCGCGGAGUCCCCUCGCGUGCUGCUGGAUGGGGAGAGCCACUGCGUGCUGCUGAAGCCAUCAGGCUGGCAAGUGGAUACGGAAGGCGAUGAGGAGGACUAUGUUGCCAGGCACCAUGCUGCACGCGAGAUGCUCUCGCAGUACAUGGCCUACCGCUACUCGGUGACGAAGCAUCCCAUCCUGGAGGACGUGCGCUGCAAGAAGGGCUUCCUCCACCGCUUGGACGUGCCGAGCUCCGGGCUGAUCCUCUCCGCGAAGACGUACAGUGCCUACCUUGACCUGCUGGGCCAGCUUGGCAGCGGGCGGUUGGCCCGGGACUACUUGGUGCUUCUCCACGGGCUCGCGGUGCGCCGGGAGAUCUGGGCGCCGCUCGCGAAGGAGGCGCUGCGCAGCUGGGGCGCCAAGAGCGCCGUGCGCGCCACAGGUAGGCCUGCAACUAGCCACUUGAAGAUCUCGGGCCAUGCGAGGGCGCCCUUGGGCCGCGCGGUGUCCAUGGCGGCGGUGCGCAUUGGCACGGGGCGGCGGCAUCAGAUCCGCGUGCACGCGGCGCACGUGGGGCACCCCACGGUCUCCGAUGCGAGGUACACCGCAGAGCCGACCUUUGCAGCCGAUGUCGCCUGGUGCCAGCGGAACUUCCUGCAUCGCUACAGCCUGCGCUUUCGUGUGGACGGCGUGGAAAGUUGGGCUUGCUGCGAGCUGCCGGAGGACCUCCGCGAAGCUCUGUGGCAGCUGCGGCCGUUGCGGCGGUCUUCUGCCGAUUCCUUGGACCUGUGGCAGGGCGAGCUGCCCCGCUGGGAAGAGAUGCCGGCUUGGCCACAGCCGCUCUUCCCGCAGGAGGCGCCGGCCUUCCUGUGCGACUGCAGCUGGCGGGACAACUGGUUCCUCCAUUUGGCAGAGGAUGCCGAAGAGAUCCUCAGAGAGCCGGAGGUCGACUUCGCUGCGCCGAGCGCCGCAGGCAACCAGAGCCGCAGCCGGCCUUGGCAGAUGCUGCAAGACCUGGUGCAGCAGGGACUCUGCAGCCGCGAUGCUGGAUGGGUGAAGAUCAGCGGAAAGGCCUACCGCUUCAACCCCUUCUGGAUCACCGAGGGGCACAUUGCCCUCCGUGAGGGGAUCUUCGAGGCCCUCUGCGUGCCGGGGCUCAUCGUCUCGGACUUGCUCUGCUCUUUGCACUUCGCCUUGGAGGCGCGCGUGCUGCCGGCUGCGCGCUUCGCGCGGCGCCUGCGCUGGAUGUUGCCCUGGGUGAGACACUGCUUGGGGCCACCGUGGCCUUUGCAUCCUCAGCGCCUGGAGGCCUUUGCUGAUCGUUGGGCAGCCUUUGAGGUGGCGUUUUGGGUGGACAAGGCUGACGUGGAGGUCCCCCACUUCCGGGACCUUGGCCGGUCCGUGGACCGCGGUGAUUUGGCCGAGCCCUUGCGCCGAUGCUGGCCAAUGAGCUUGGCAGGUGCCUGCUGGCCAAGCAGGACCAGCUCCCUGGGCGCCAGCUGCAUCAUGUGCUGCGACCCCCGCUUCCCGCGGGGCAACCCCACUUGCUUCAAUGGCGUCUUCACCUUUGAGGCGUGUUGCCUUCCGGAGGACCUGCAGCAGGGCUGGCCUCCGGAACCCGAGCCCGUGCGCACCCUCACGUCGGAGGGGGCCAUGGAGCUGCGGGAGCUUCGGGACGAGCUCCGGUCCCAGGAUGCAGCUGCAGCCAUUCCAGACGCUGGAGGCCUGGCCGAGCUGACAGCCUGGCUGGCACGGCGCGACAAAAGUCCGCAGUUGCGCCUCUUCCCGGACUUGGACUUGCUGGUGGCGACCAACGCCUGCGUGGGCCGCGAGACGGAGGUGCCGUGGUUCUUCCCCUCGCCCUACGGCCCCUCGGGGCUGGAGCUGGCGGCCUCCGCCGGGGCGCUCUGCGGCACGGGCCUGCCGGUGACGGAGCUGGUCUCCGUGCCCAAGAAGCGCGUGCUCGUGCCGCAGCAGCGCCCAAGCCGGGGUUUCCACAAGCUCGAGCCAUACGGCCUCGAGCUGAUGGAGCCCUGCCGCGCAUCUCCAGGCUGCUGCCAGCUGCCACCCUGCAGCUCCUGCUGCGGGGAAGUGGAGUGGCGCGGGCUCGGCAUCCUCACAGGGGAGCUGCGGACCAACAUCGCACACUUCGCCCGCGAUGCCCUGUGGCUUCACAGCCUCAGCAACGAAAGCUUGCGCGCGCUGGGUGCUGGCCAAUUGAAAGCCGAGCGGGUCUUGACAAAGCACGCAGCCACCGAGUGCGUGGAGAAUGGCGCGUGCGUCAGGACCGACCGCCAGGUGAUCUUCGAAAUGGAAAAGUUCCUGGAGGAGGUCGCACUGGAGGGCUGCAGCCUGCCGACCUUUGACGCAGGAGAUCCAGCGAUGGAUCACACGGUGUGCUUUGAGGUGCUGGCCCAGCGCUGGCGGCCCUGGGCCGGGGACGCGGUGCAGGUGCAGGCGUUCCGCACUAAAGCCUUGCAGCAUUGCAGGAUCAAGGAUCAGGGCAUGCAGAAGAAGAUUGUCCUGCUGCAGAGGGAUGCUGCGACUCGACGCUGGAAGGACGAGGAGAAGCUCAUCGAGCACCUGAAGGCGGCGGCGAUGUCCUGGGACGCCUCCUUGGUCUUGGCGAACCUGGGCCGCCUGGAGCCCUGCCGGCAGGUGGAGGCGUUGCAUGAUGCCAUGGCCAUAGUGGCCAUCCACGGCGCUGAUCUCACCAACAUGAUCUUCCUGCCAGCAAAAGCAGCGGUGCUGGAAGUGGCCCUGGAGUGCGAGCUGGAGGGCGGCAGUGUGGACUCCCCGUUCUGGCGAGGACCAGGCACGCUGAUGAACGGCUCCGUGCUGGCGCGUGCACGCAAAAUCUGGCGGGAGCAGCAGCGGCAGCAGUUAUGCCCAGCCCCCGGAGCAGUGCUGAAGGAGCGGCUCCAAGGCUAUCCGAGCUCGCAGUUUGCAAAGCUCGCGCGGCAAGCGAACCUCCUGUACACCGCAGUAAUGGACUGCAGUGGUGCGGAGUGCCAGCGGCAGCAAGAGCCCGGCGAGUUUGACCGUGGCUGGUGCACCAGCGAUGCCAAGCGGAAGGACUUUGUGGAGGUGGACAUUGCCGGGCGGCUCAUCCCGACGCUUUGGGUCAUCUAUGAUGAGUACUUGCGCAAGCUGUUGCCAGAGCAGAGUUCAAAAUGA
Molecule: messenger RNA, 5089 nt
Organism: Effrenium voratum
Lineage: Eukaryota; Dinophyceae; Suessiales; Symbiodiniaceae
Source: the annotation of a GenBank genome assembly